AUGGACGUUCAAGGCUCACCGAAACUGAAAGUGUUGUUGGUCGGGAAAGGUGGCCGCGAACAUGCUCUAGCUUGGAAGCUUGUGCACUCCCCAUCCGUGGAGCACGUAUUCGUCAUGCCAGGGAAUGGAGGUACAGCCAGCCUACCUGGUGUAACAAACAUUGACGACAUCGCAGCAAAUGACUAUCCAGGGCUUGUUCGUUUGUCCCAGGACUUAGACAUCGGGCUCGUCGUCGCUGGUCCAGAUGAUGCAGUUGUUGAUGGCAUCAAGGGGUUUUUCAGAGGCACAGGCAUACCGUGCUUCGCCCCAUCCAAAGAAGCUGCUGAGGUCGAGGGCUCCAAGGUCUUUGCGAAGAACUUCAUGAAGAAAUAUCAGAUACCUACAGCCGAAUAUCACCAUUUCGACAACUAUGAUGAAGCGAGCCAGUACCUAGAUAGCAUAAACCACCGAGUCGUCAUCAAAGCCGAUGGGCUGGCGGCAGGAAAGGGCGUCGUGCUCCCUCAGACGAAAGAGGAAGCUCAAGACUUCUUGAGAAAUAUCAUGGUCGAGGCCAAGUUCGGUCCUGCAGGCCAGUCAGUCGUGAUCGAAGAUUUCAUGGUCGGCGACGAGAUCAGUGUUUUGACAUUCAGCGAUGGCAAGACGUUCAAGUCGCUGCCGCCGGGGCAGGACCAUAAGCGGGUGUUUGAGGGGGAUCGAGGACCAAAUACUGGCGGCAUGGGGGUUUAUGCGCCUGUCGAUUUUGUGUCUCAGGGUCAGAUGAGGGAAAUCAACCAGAAAAUUCUUCGCCCUACUUUUGAUGGGCUGAAGGCUGAAGGCCGUACAUUCGUGGGUCUUCUCUUCACGGGCAUCAUGAUAACUCCGUCUGGAGAACCCAAGGUCCUUGAAUACAAUGCAAGGUUCGGGGACCCAGAGACACAGACCAUGAUGCUACUCCUCGCCAAUCAAGAUCUGGCAAAGAUCCUCCUCUCCUGUGUAGCCGGAGAGCUAGACGGCACAGAUAUCCAAGCUCGUGCCGGCUAUGCCUGCAACGUGGUUGUUGCUGCUGGAGGAUACCCCAAUUCCUACCGUUCAGGAGAUGAGAUCUCUGUGGAUCCAAACGCUCACCUCGAGACUAGUUCCACAGCUUUGCAAGUCUUCCAUGCUGGUACGAAGCUCGUCGACGGGAAGUUGGUAACAUCGGGCGGUCGAGUGCUCUCUGUUGCCGCUUACGCGCCGACCCUCCAAGGAGCGCUUGACUUGGCAUACACGGGUAUCAAGAAUAUACAGUUCAAUAACAUGCACUUUCGGAAGGACAUCGCGGCUCGAGUUAUGCAGAAAUGA
Messenger RNA from Diaporthe amygdali, 1320 nucleotides. RefSeq lists its product as uncharacterized. Gene Ontology annotation, molecular function: phosphoribosylamine-glycine ligase activity; metal ion binding; ATP binding. The record is from RefSeq and is a predicted model, not a curated record. The coding region runs from base 1 to 1320 and encodes 439 amino acids. Lineage: Eukaryota; Fungi; Ascomycota; Sordariomycetes; Diaporthales; Diaporthaceae. The transcript has 3 exons. Gene Ontology annotation, biological process: purine nucleobase biosynthetic process.